AUGGAUAAACAAUCUAAAGCAGCCCCCUCAGCCGCAACAGGUUCCCAACAACCAACUAGAACCAUCGCAAACAUCGGCACAGUCAGCGAGAGCUACAAAACUACCAUUGUUGGUUCUUACAACUACCCGAUGCAGGGACCAGGAGUGCCUGCACCCGGACCUCAACAGACACCAGGCCAAGAACCAAAAGGUGAGGAUCCCUACCAAGAAGCUGGAGCACGUUUAGAUAACAAAACUCUGUACGAGGUCGCUGAGAGGCUUUCUGCAAAAUGGACUACACUGGCAGUUAAGGAGCUGGGCUUUUCCACGGUACAGGUUGAGACCAUCGAGAACAAAUUUCAAAAUAAUUACGUAAGGCAAGGUCUCGAUAUGCUUGUAUCAUGGAAACAGCGCCAGUCCUCCAGUGAUGAACAAAAGAUGACCACGUUGUGCACAGCAUUGAAGAAGAUCGGAAGAGAAGAUAUUGCUAAAUUUCUGCCCGAAGUGCCUGCUCCCAGACCACAGCAUAGUCAGAGACCAGACCAAGAACCAAGGCUGGAGGCUCCUAGCUACCAAGAAGCUGGUAACAAGACUGGGGACAGUUUGAAGCAUGAGACCAGCCAGGACACAGAGGUGCCAAGGUCACCAGAGCCCAGCCAUCUUCAAAAGGUGUUAGAUGAAGUCAACAAGCUGAAGAAGAAUCUUUCUCCAAGGGAGCAGUUGGAUAGCAGAGUACAGUUACCCUACAUCGCCAUUGGGUACUUCAACGAGAAGGGCGGAAGCUUGUCCCUGGAUGAGUAUGGCGUGCACCUCACCAUCCCGCGCGGUGCAAUAGCUUUAGGCCCUCCACAGCAAGUCUACAUCUAUGUUGACCCUACGGCACCACAGAAGGGUGCAGUUGAGUCGACAGUGGUCUCGCUUUCACCAACUGUCAAGUGCGGCCCCGAAGGGUUGAGAUUUAAAGAGAGUGUUGUGCUGUCCUUUCCUCACCACGCUGUUUUGGUAGGUCAAACAUAUGACAACCUAGGUGUAAGAAUGCGUCAUGAUGACUUGCAGGAUAGGCAGCGGGAGGAUGGCAAUCCUGCUUUAGUCACGGAGAAAGAGGUGUUUGUCCUGGCCGAUCAUUUCACCAAUUUUGAUCUGGUUGGAACACCUACUCAUGGGAGCAGUAUAAGGAUGAAGGUCGCUGCCUUUGGAGGCGUCCUUGGCGUGCGAUGUCGUCAGUAUGCAUUUCGGGUCCAUGUUUGGAACGACGAUACAAAUGUUGAACAGUAUGUCAUCCGAGAAGAAGAGCAGCGCAUGAACUCAAAGAUGUUGGACGUUUCCAGGAAGAUACUGUUUGUCUGGGAUAGUGGGAACUUGGCUGUCAGAGUAUCAGAUCUUAACGGUGGUUGGACAUUUUGGGGAGCGAGGGAAGAGGUUGGCCAUCGAUAA
This is a messenger RNA of Patiria miniata (bat star), 1413 nucleotides long. RefSeq names its product netrin receptor UNC5C-like. Gene Ontology annotation, molecular function: protein binding; netrin receptor activity. Bases 1 to 1413 code for a protein of 470 amino acids. NCBI's taxonomy places the organism in Eukaryota, Metazoa, Echinodermata, Asteroidea, Valvatida, Asterinidae. The transcript has 8 exons. Gene Ontology annotation, cellular component: membrane. The record is from RefSeq and is a predicted model, not a curated record. Gene Ontology annotation, biological process: netrin-activated signaling pathway.